Molecule: messenger RNA, 3893 nt
Organism: Rubroshorea leprosula
Lineage: Eukaryota; Viridiplantae; Streptophyta; Magnoliopsida; Malvales; Dipterocarpaceae
Source: the annotation of a GenBank genome assembly
CGAAUCAUGUUUUUUCUUUCAGGAAAUAUCUAUCAAUCAAGCCUCUCUUUAUCAGAAAGAAUAGGCUUGCAAUUGCAAUUAAGAAGAUCUAUUGUACGCUACUUCUAAUCUGCUUGGCCCAACUUGUUUCUUUGUCCAAUUUCUUGAAUACCUUCUUCUUCUAGACCUACAGCAAUUCGCAUUUAACGGAUCAACUAGAAGUUACUUUUGCACCUUUCAUCUAAGGAGGACCUAUGUCCAAAUAUUAUGUCCUUCAAUUGGCUUUCUCAUUGACUUAAGGCAGAAGUGAUCUCUUCUCCUCAGUUGGCUAAUCAAACUCCUCUCAUAAGGAAAAAUAAGGCUGCUGCUACUUCUAAUUUUGUUGGCCUUGUUCUGUUAUCAGUGUCCAACUUGAAUUUCUUUCUACUAAACCUGCUCCCGGAAUUCAUCGAUGGAGAAAAUUCUUGAGAAAGCUGAGAAUUUUGUAGACCACUACAGAAAACUUGAAAAAGAUACAAAUGAGUUGAAAAGCGAAUUUCAGUUUCUAAAGAGGAGAAAAAUUGACAUUGAUUCAAGAAUAGAAACAGAGGUUCGCCUGGGGCAAGUGGUGAAAGAAGAAGUAAAGGGCUGGCUUGAAGAUGUUAAAAAGAUGGAAGAAGACAUACAAGAUGUUGAAGAAAGGGUGCACAGUGUUUCACGCUACAAUCGUAUCAGUCUUGAUAUACUCGUGCGUGAAAAAAUUGAAGAGGUGAAGAGAAUUCAAGAGAGGGGCAAUUUCACUGAAGGCCUUGUGAUUGAGAGAGCUCCAGCUCCUGGACUCAUAUUUCCAACAGAAAAUUUAGAGGGUUCUUCUAAAGAUGAAAUUUGGAAGUGCUUGAUGGGCAAUGAAGUUGGAAUGAUUGGGGUUUGCGGGAUUGGUGGAGUUGGGAAGACCACAAUCAUGCAGCAUAUUAACAAUGAUUUGGUGAGGGAGGGCAGAUUCCAAAAAGUGAUUUGGGUUGUUGUAUCAUACCCUCUCAAAGUUUCUGAAUUACAAACAAAGAUUGUUGAUGCUAUGAAGAAAACACUUCGAGAAAAAGAAGAGAUGAGGCGGGCAGCAGAACUAAUGGAGAUAAUGGGAAGAGAGAGUUUUGUGCUAAUUUUAGAUGAUGCAUGGGAAGAGUUUUCUCUCAAGGAAGUUGGAAUCCCAGAACCAACUGUGCAGAAUAGGAGCAAAGUAGUUAUCACUAGUAGAUCAGCUAAAGUAUGUAAUAAUUUGCGUUGUAAGAUUGUUGAAGUGCGGCCUCUUUCACCAAAGGAGUCUCUAAACCUUUUCCUUGAUAAGGUAGGACGUGACGUUUUAGAAGUUGAAGGGUUGGAAGAAAUCUUGAAUUCUGUUGUGAAGGAGUGUGGCGGUUUACCACUAGCAAUUGUUGUAAUAGCAGGGAGCAUGAGGGGAGAAUAUGAUAUUAGGGAGUGGAGAACUACACUAGAUGAAUUACAACAAUGUGUAAAAAGCAUGGAAGGUAUGGAGGAUAAGAUAUUUAUGCGGUUAAGAUGGAGUUAUGACCGUCUAAGGAGUCCAGAGAUCCAACAAUGUUUUCUGUAUUGCUCCUUCUUCCGGGAAGAUUAUGAGUUUUCAAGAAAGGAGUUGAUUGAAAAUUGGAUUGAUGAAGGAUUGAUUAAUGAGUCGGGAAGCAGACAAAAAGCUUAUGAUAAGGGCCAACGUUAUUUAAAUAGACUUGAAAGGAACUACUUGUUAGAGAAAAUUGUUACGCACCGUGUUGCUUUUAAGAUGCAUGAUGUAGUAAGAGACAUGGCUAUUAAAAGCAUUGGUCCUGAAGUUAGAUAUAUGGUCAAAGCUGGUAUGAAAUUGUCAAAGGUACCAAAUGAGCAUGACUGGGCAAUUGAUCUUAACAAGGUAUCUCUAAUGGCAAAUGGCAUUUCAAAAAUUCCUGUUGGUUUGUCCCCGAAGUGUCCGUUGCUGUCAACUUUGAUAUUGUCAAGUAAUCCUAAUUUGUCAGAAAUUCCAAGUUCCUUUUUUGAAGAUAUGGUUGGGCUUAAGGUUCUUGAUCUUUCUGAUACUGAUAUUGAAGCUUUACCCGAUUCCAUCUCUAACUUGGUGAAUCUCUCUGCACUGCGGUUAAGGGGGUGUAAGAAGUUAAAGUACUUGCCUUCCUUAGAGGAGCUUAGGGCAUUAAAGAAGUUGGAUCUGUGUAUGGUAGGGAUAGAGGUGGUCCCUCAAGGCAUGGAGAUGUUGGUAAGUCUUGAAUAUCUUGAUUUAUAUUGUCAAAAUUUGAAAGAGAUUCCAACGGGAAUAUUACCUAGCCUUUCCAGUCUCCAGUACUUGGUUGUGCAUCCAAGCAUCUCAAUUACUAAAGGAAUAAAUUUAGAAGAGGUUUCUAGAUUGAGCAAGUUGGAGAGUUUGGAAUGUGGAAUGGAGAGCAUACAAGACUUCAACUAUCUUGUCAAUAAGUCCAAAGAUUUUGUAAGUCUUACGGCUUAUGAUCUUCGACUGACAACAAGUAAAGAAGACCUCACACGUUAUCACUUUGGUGGUGAAUGUCAAUGUAAGGUUUUAAUUGCUAAAUGUGAGAUUGGAGAAGAAUGUAUAGUGCUUCCACAUAAGCUUGAGGAGUUGUGGAUCGCUUAUUGGAUAGAGUGCAUGGUUGAGUUGGACUCAUCGUCCUCCUCAUUUUGUUGUCCAACACUGGAUAAGCUCGAAGAGUUGAACCUUGGCGGCUUGCCUAACUUGAGUGUACUCGUGAGAGGGGAAGGAGUAGCAACAUCACCUCACAUCUUUUCAAAUCUUACACAGCUUGAUAUGUGGCAAUGUUCGGGAAUGAGGAAGUUAUUUCCACUUGAGCUACUACAGGCCCUCCAAAACUUAGAGGUGAUUAAGGUUCGCAACUGCGAACAAAUGGAGGAGAUAAUAGCCUCAUCAGAUUCAAAUGAUACAUCAUCGGAUAAAUUCACUUUUCCCAAGUUAAGGAAAUUGAAGUUGUUACAGUUAGACCAAUUGAAGAGCAUCUGCAGUGGAGUUAUGCAUGUUAUGUUAUGGGAUUUCUACUCUUGUUUCUAUGGUGCUUCAUUGCUUCAUAUACUCAAUCUGUUAUCAAGUUGAAAUCUUAAAUUUUUGUAAUAUGUACCUUUCAUAUUUGCUUUGCUGACUUGACCACUGGAGAACACUUCGACAACACUCCAAUGCCUUUUUCCACUCUUGCAGAUUGAAGUGAACAGCAAAGGGUGUUCCUGUCUAGGAAUCCAUAACAGAAAAGAACUCAACUCUCAUUAAUCCUAAGUGAUUUCAGCACAAUCGGUAGGCAAUUGGCAAGAAGAGAUCCAGGCGCUGGUCUCUGAGAAACUCCAAGCAAUUUCCUACAAGUGGCUGAGUUGCAACCUUUUGGUUUCAUGAAAUGUUUCAAAGAGAAGCUAAGCAAGAAUUUGAUGGCAAUAGCUUGGUUCAGGUGUACAGUGUUCAAGGAUCUAUUGCAAAGUUUUUUUGAUCAACAGAUGCAUUGCAAAGUAUUGUGAACCGUGUGCUCUGGAAUGCUGAAUUUUUCCAGGCUUCAAGAGCUUUCCUAGAGUAGCAACCUUCAAAUAUUGAAAAUUCUUUAGGAGACAACAGGUUCAUUAGGAAACUUAUGUGAUUGUGUUUCUGCAAAGUUGAAGUCCAGUUAAGCACCAGCUGAUGGUCCUAAUUUUAGUAAAGAUUCAAAAGGUGAAGCCAACAAGAAAAAGAUGGUGGUUUUGGAUUCGUUGGGUGAAGACAACUAUGAAGAUGCCAUCAAUUUAGCAUCACCCUAUCCCACCAAACAGCUACCAUGUAUUGAUCCAAAAGUUGUCAACAAAAUCAAUAACAGUGAAAAGUCCUCUACAACUAAGAAUGAAAAUCUGCUUUCUGAAACUGAUAUGAAUAAAUUACCUAUAUUAGA